GGCGCCGUCUUUUUAAGAAAUAAGUUAAAGUAAGAAAAUGGAUAUUUUCAAGUUUUUUCAUUGCACAAUCUCAAUAACGUUGCUAUUUUUCGAGAAUUCAUGCACGCAAGGAAAGCGUGUUCCCCGAGUUGUGAACGGAUUCAGCAGUUACGCCCCUCACCAAGUUAGUCUAGUCGACACGGAAGCUAAUUCGCACUUCUGCGGGGGCUCGAUCCUCAAUUCGCUCACCAUCGUUACCGCGGCGCAUUGUAUGUACCGUCGUAAUCGUUGUGAUGAACCGCCAACAUCGACCAUCCCGCGAAAACCGAAUGAAAUUCGUGUCGUCGCGGGACAGUACAGUCCCCAACUGCGCGACGCCACAGAACAAGUCAGGCAGGUCAAGGUCCUCCGAGUUUAUGGCGGAUUUGACGAAAGCACGCUGGAAAACGAUAUUGCCCUCAUUCAACUGACCGCACCCCUUAACGUUAACCGAUUCGUCCACCCGAUUCGACUGCCCAAUCUAAACAGACAAUUUAAAGGAAAUGUAACGGUGUUCGGAUGGGGAUCCAAUCGUGUCAAGGACUCUGGGUUUACCGCCCAUUCUAUUCCGACCACACCGGAAACCCUGCAAUCCGGGGUGAUGUCAAUCAUCCCAAGUAACGAGUGUCUUCGCGGUCUCGAUUACUGGACUGGAUUCGAUAACCAAGUCAUGUUUUGUGCAAAGUCGAAUAAAACAACGAUUUGUGCAGGUGACUCUGGGUCUGGCGCCAUCUGCCAGUAUUGCGGUCAAUCGAUCAAUACCAUGGAUUCCGAUACUGAGGCCAGCAGCACUCAACGCGCCUGCAUCGAUGUUCUUUGCGGCAUAAAUUCUGCCGGUAAAAAUGGGAUGGAUUGUUUAGUUGACAAAGACGGAAACCUCUACAAUUCUCCACCGCCCGCCGUUUUUACUAAAGUUUCCGUAUUUCCGACCUGGAUUAACUCCAUGCUCCGCACCGAAUUCAAAGUAAAUGACAUUGCGAUGGAUAUGUUGACUGUAACGAUGGCUCAGACGAGAAUAAUUGUACCCUUGCUGAUAAGACAGAAGAAGUGACGUAUACCCCGUUUAAGUGGGACGAUGCUAAACCCGUGACAAUUUUAAGGGAUGAAAUUGGACAAACGUCUGGAAAUGAUGCCAAUCUAACAAGAACCAACGACACCGUUGAGGCCGAUCCGGACGAUUACAAUUCUUCGAAUGAAUUAGAUAACGAAAUAUUGAAUCUUAUCAGAAAUUUUAGCAAAAUCACAAAUAGGACAAACAAUUUCGAACCGAUACCCGCCUUUACACAAAACUUUACACGUACCGAUAACACCACAGCAAAUGAGUCAGACACGCCGCAGAGUGAAGAAGAUGACACUAAUAACUUCACAUUUCGACCCGUACGAGCGUUUACGACUGAAACGGCAAAAAUGGAAGCUAUUCUUACUACUGCUAGUGACAUCUUGUUAAAUAAU
Folsomia candida is the source of this 1470-nucleotide messenger RNA. RefSeq names its product chymotrypsinogen B-like. Gene Ontology annotation, molecular function: serine-type endopeptidase activity. The transcript has 5 exons. Lineage: Eukaryota; Metazoa; Arthropoda; Collembola; Entomobryomorpha; Isotomidae. The record is from RefSeq and is a predicted model, not a curated record. The coding region runs from base 38 to 1069 and encodes 343 amino acids. Gene Ontology annotation, biological process: proteolysis.